CAAAAAACCAACCAGAUUCUGGGUUAAGAAACUGCUAUAUCAUCAUAAAAUAUAGAUUCUGGGUUCUUCUAUUCGUCAAGGGUUUCUUUCAGUUCGUUGUUUAACCCAGAUUUCUACAAGCUUCACUUUUAAUUUCUGGGUUUGCUGGCGCCAUGAACAUUGGUGUUGGGGGAAUCAAAACUCGCCCGUAUCAUAAUUUGCAAUCAAAGCUGUCCACUUUUUUCUAGAUCCUUGGCUGAGUUUACAGUAAUUAUGAGCAAAAGAAUGAAGGGAUUCAAGCUGAUUGAUCAUCGAUUUGCAGCCCAGUGAUGCACAAAACCAAGGGGUUAGCUGGGAAAUUGGAAUUCUAAGGCUAGAAUUGAGAAAAAUUCUGGGGUUUUAAAAAGCUCUCCUUUUUGGGGCAGUUUGGAAGGAGGUGAUUCUAGUCGCUCUGAGUAGGGAGUGAGAGGAGGGAGUGUAGCUGUCGGAGAGGACAGUGAGAAGUUCCAUAAUUUUGACUUUGAGAUAGGAGACAGAGUGUCUAAACCGGACUCAGCAGACACCCUACUGGACACACAAUGACGGCUUGAAGCCAUCAAGAGAAAGUAAGAAACUGCAAUGGAAUUGUUGUUGGGAUACCGAGCUGUUCCUUUUCCGCUUCGCCCACCAUUGGUGUACAGCUCCAAGUUAAAGAGAAAUGUUGGAUUGAGAGCAAAACUCAGCUAUGAAAAUGACCCAUUACUCCAAGCAGCCAUGAAUGCGGCAUCUCUUCGUUAUCAAGAGACCCACAGACCAGAACCGCUUUUUGUUGACCCAUAUGCUGGUUGCCUGGUCCAUCCCAACAUUCAAACGGAUUUAAAGAAGAAACGGAGUCAUUACUGCCUUGCAACAAAGUUCAUUGAUGACAAGUUGCUUCGUACAGUUAACCAUAUUGAUGGGCUUAAGCAGGUUGUUUUGUUAACAGAUGGUAUGGAUACUCGGCCAUAUAGGCUUAACUGGCCAAGUUCAACCAUUAUAUUUGAUAUUUCCCCAGAACAGGUGUUCAAAAAGGCUGCUGAAAAACUUAGAGCUGUGGGGGCAAAGAUUCCAAGAGGUUGUUCACUUCUUCACGUUCCACGAGAGUCUUCUAAUAUUCAACAAAUUUUGCGCACAAAAGGCUUUUCGGGUAGUCGACCAAGUAUAUGGGCUAUUCAGGGACUUCCUUUGAUUACUUUGGCAAGUUUUGAAGAGAUUUUGUUUGCUAUUAGUGGUUUGGCUAUGAAUGGUAGUUUUUUCUUAGGAGAAUUGCCAGCAUGGUUGGCAGAAACUGAAGUUGGAAUCAAGUCUACUACUGAAAACUGGGUUGAAAAUGAAUUCACUAGCAAUGGUUUCCGUGUGGAUGUGAUUAACUACAAUGAUGUUGCCACAAGUUUAAGGAAGGAAAUAGAAACAAAAGAUUACAAGAACAUGUUAUUUGUUGCAGAACACCUACAAUUUUCUGAUGAUCAGAUGGAAGCUUGGAGAAGAGCAUUUCGAAUGGUCGAGGAAGAGGGAGAUGAAGAAGGUUUUGAGGAGCUGUAAAUGAGAAAAUACAUUGUCAAAGGCAAAUACACAAGAAGAGAUGGUCGAGGAAGAGGGAGAUGAAGAAGGUUUUGACGAGCUGUAAAUGAGAAAACACUUUGUCAAAGGCAAAUACACAACAAACACAUCUUUUGCCCUUUUAUGCUCUAUUUUAUCUCUCUAGCUGAAGUUAUGCUGCAUCUUUUGGUAAUUGUGUAGAAAACCCCAAACUAGAAUCAUAAAUAUACAAUGCAUUUUUGUAUGUGUAAGCUUGAUUGCUUUUGAGGUUUGGCCUUUUUUUUCUUUUUGG
Molecule: messenger RNA, 1828 nt
Organism: Rubroshorea leprosula
Lineage: Eukaryota; Viridiplantae; Streptophyta; Magnoliopsida; Malvales; Dipterocarpaceae
Source: the annotation of a GenBank genome assembly